UAUCCACUCGUCAAUGUAAGUGGCCCCCCCCGGGCAGAGGCAUUCCACUUGUAUCAUUAUAUAUUCUAAAGUGUUGAAAUUUGAUGUCCUAACAGCACAACAUAUUUUCAGAUUUAUUUCACUUUAUAGUAGAAAUGCACUAGAGGUCUAUUCAGAAAAUGGUUUAAUGCAAGUAAAAGUGUCACCAAAUUCAUCAAUAAGCAGUUUUUCCAAGGAGCAUAAGUAGGCACAUAUUCUUGUUUUCCACCCUGUUUUGAGUAAUGCGCAUUAUAAACCAAGUUUGGGGUUUGAUUAUUUUAGCCUAGAUCAUGUAAACUUUGAUUUGAGGUAGGAAGACAAAGCUCUCCCAUUUUGAAGUUCUAACUCUAUGAAAAGUAUGAAUAAUGAAAAUUUAAGAGAAAAAAAAAUCUCGAUAUAAUCAUUAAUAUGGAAGUGCUGUUGAGUGGUAAGAGCAGUUAAGCCCUAAUUGGUGUCCACCAAAACUUGUGUUAUACUUAUGGCUCAGUUUUUCAAAAGCUUUGCAUGCUGACAUUUAUUUCAGUGGACUCUAUCUGCAUUCUGAUAUUUUGGAUCUAUAAUUACCUCCAGAAUAGAGGUCUAACAAAAACACAGUCAGGAGUGGAAAAUUGUAAUUCAGUUCUUGCAGCAAUUAUUGGUUUGAAGUCCACCGUCAGUCCCCUGACCGAGUCUGUGAAACACGUGUUACACAAAUUGUUUAAAUUUCAGAUAUUUUGUUCCCUAAACUUUUGAAGGAAAUACAUACAUUUGGAGGAAGACAGCAUAAAGGUUAUAAAAAAAUGUUCUGUCAACAGUGAAAAUUAAAAUUUUUAAACCUCAUGUAACAUUUGUUAUGUUGUUCACAAAGCUGGAUUUACACUGGCAUUGGAAUGAAAAUCCAAAUUUGAAGUUGUUGGAGGAACGUUAAAACUUUAUGAACUAUCUCUUCCACUCCAGUCACAUUGUUCACUUUUCACCACCCUGGCAGAACGGGAAAUUGCCAAACCAAUAAUAAUAAUAAUGAUAAUGUGAUACUUAGUAAUAAUAAUGAUAAAUCAAACAGUAUUCGGGGGACUUAUUUUCUUUAAGAUAAAAAAUUCAAAUGAAUAUUAAAUAAAUUAUGCACAGACAUAAUGGGAGCUAUGCUCUAGCAGGAAAUAUUUCUACAUGAAAAUGAAUUUCAUUUUCUAUAGAUGAAAACGAGAAGCUGCUCAAGACAAGGUGAUGCAGUAGAAAUUGCCCAGAGGUUUAUCAGGGAUUGCCGAGAUCCAUCCUGGGUUGGCGAGAAAUGGAUCUCAGAGUUGAAAGGGAGAGGUGUAAUCACCACCAAAGAUGUUCCCCCAGGAACCUUCGUGCUUCAGUAUCCUGGAGAAUUGGUUACAGCACGAGAAGGCGAGAAAAGGGAGAAGGAAAUGGAAAGUGUCUUCCGAUUCUUUUUUUCAUGGAAAGGGAAAAGUUUGUGUGUGGAUGCUACCCUAGAGCCCCUUUCUGAAUGUCCAUUGAGGCUUGGACGCCUUGUGAACCAUGCUAGUCAAAAGGAAAUUAAUUGCAAAGUGAAGAUAGUUCCCUUCGAGGGACAACCUUAUCUUUGCCUGUUCAGUACACGGGAAAUUCCAUGUGGAACUGAGCUGCUUUUUGACUAUGGCUUCAGAAGUGGGGAGGAACCAUGGAAUCAGACAGAGUUGGAUUACAUUACAUCUGAGCCGCAUGAAUCCCCACCUAGAUUGAGACCACCUGUUGGUGCUCAAACAGCUAGUGCCAAGACUCCAAGCCCAAGUCCUGCCAAACAACCAAGCUCUGCUAAGCAACCAGCACAAGGUCCAGUUCCAACCAGUCUAGUCCCAAGUCCAGCAGCUGUGAAGAGGUCACUGUCCCCAGCUUUCAGACCUCAACCUCAGCCUGAGACGUCUGCGCCAAGCACUUCUUCAAAGGGACAGAAUCUAUUUAGACUACCAGAUUUGUCUGACAUAUCUGUGCUGGGGCAUAAUGACCCAGAUGUCUCAAGUGAAGUAGAAUCAGCCUUUCUAGAUGAAGAGGAUGAUGAAAUUUCUGCCAAGAUGCACAGGGAGAAAUGUGCAGCUACAGUCCCGGUGAAAUACAUAAUAACAGCUGAUCCUUUCAAGACCAUUGAGACUAUGGCAGCCGAGUCCAGUGAUGAGGAUGAGGAUGAUGGUGAUGAUGAUGGUGAUGCACUACUAGCAGAGUUGGAUGACAUUACAUCUGAGCCACAUGAAUCCCCACCUAGAUUGAGACCACCUGUUGGUGCUCAAACAGCUAGUGCCAAGACUCCAAGCCCAAGCCCUGCCAAACAACCAAGCUCUGCUCAACAACCAGCACAAGGUCCAGUUCCAACCAGUCUAGUCCCAAGUCCAGCAGCUGUGAAGAGGUCACUGUCCCCAGCUUUCAGACCUCAACCUCAGCCCGAGACGUCUGCGCCAAGCACUUCUUCAAAGGGACAGAAUCUAUUUAGACUACCAGAUUUGUCUGACAUAUCUGUGCUGGGGCAUAAUGACCCAGAUGUCUCAAGUGAAGUAGAAUCAGCCUUUCUAGAUGAAGAGGAUGAUGAAAUUUCUGCCAAGAUGCACAGGGAGAAAUGUGCAGCUACAGUCCCGGUGAAAUACAUAAUAACAGCUGAUCCUUUCAAGACCAUUGAGACUAUGGCAGCCGAGUCCAGUGAUGAGGAUGAGGAUGAUGGUGAUGAUGAUGGUGAUGCACUACUAGCAGAGUUGGAUGACAUUACAUCUGAGCCACAUGAAUCCCCACCUAGAUUGAGACCACCUGUUGGUGCUCAAACAGCUAGUGCCAAGACUCCAAGCCCAAGCCCUGCCAAACAACCAAGCUCUGCUCAACAACCAGCACAAGGUCCAGUUCCAACCAGUCUAGUCCCAAGUCCAGCAGCUGUGAAGAGGUCACUGUCCCCAGCUUUCAGACCUCAACCUCAGCCCGAGACGUCUGCGCCAAGCACUUCUUCAAAGGGACAGAAUCUAUUUAGACUACCAGAUUUGUCUGACAUAUCUGUGCUGGGGCAUAAUGACCCAGAUGUCUCAAGUGAAGUAGAAUCAGCCUUUCUAGAUGAAGAGGAUGAUGAAAUUUCUGCCAAGAUGCACAGGGAGAAAUGUGCAGCUACAGUCCCGGUGAAAUACAUAAUAACAGCUGAUCCUUUCAAGACCAUUGAGACUAUGGCAGCCGAGUCCAGUGAUGAGGAUGAGGAUGAUGGUGAUGAUGAUGGUGAUGCACUACUAGCAGAGUUGGAUGACAUUACAUCUGAGCCACAUGAAUCCCCACCUAGAUUGAGACCACCUGUUGGUGCUCAAACAGCUAGUGCCAAGACUCCAAGCCCAAGCCCUGCCAAACAACCAAGCUCUGCUCAACAACCAGCACAAGGUCCAGUUCCAACCAGUCUAGUCCCAAGUCCAGCAGCUGUGAAGAGGUCACUGUCCCCAGCUUUCAGACCUCAACCUCAGCCCGAGACGUCUGCGCCAAGCACUUCUUCAAAGGGACAGAAUCUAUUUAGACUACCAGAUUUGUCUGACAUAUCUGUGCUGGGGCAUAAUGACCCAGAUGUCUCAAGUGAAGUAGAAUCAGCCUUUCUAGAUGAAGAGGAUGAUGAAAUUUCUGCCAAGAUGCACAGGGAGAAAUGUGCAGCUACAGUCCCGGUGAAAUACAUAAUAACAGCUGAUCCUUUCAAGACCAUUGAGACUAUGGCAGCCGAGUCCAGUGAUGAGGAUGAGGAUGAUGGUGAUGAUGAUGGUGAUGCACUACUAGCAGAGUUGGAUGACAUUACAUCUGAGCCACAUGAAUCCCCACCUAGAUUGAGACCACCUGUUGGUGCUCAAACAGCUAGUGCCAAGACUCCAAGCCCAAGCCCUGCCAAACAACCAAGCUCUGCUCAACAACCAGCACAAGGUCCAGUUCCAACCAGUCUAGUCCCAAGUCCAGCAGCUGUGAAGAGGUCACUGUCCCCAGCUUUCAGACCUCAACCUCAGCCCGAGACGUCUGCGCCAAGCACUUCUUCAAAGGGACAGAAUCUAUUUAGACUACCAGAUUUGUCUGACAUAUCUGUGCUGGGGCAUAAUGACCCAGAUGUCUCAAGUGAAGUAGAAUCAGCCUUUCUAGAUGAAGAGGAUGAUGAAAUUUCUGCCAAGAUGCACAGGGAGAAAUGUGCAGCUACAGUCCCGGUGAAAUACAUAAUAACAGCUGAUCCUUUCAAGACCAUUGAGACUAUGGCAGCCGAGUCCAGUGAUGAGGAUGAGGAUGAUGGUGAUGAUGAUGGUGAUGCACUACUAGCAGAGUUGGAUGACAUUACAUCUGAGCCACAUGAAUCCCCACCUAGAUUGAGACCACCUGUUGGUGCUCAAACAGCUAGUGCCAAGACUCCAAGCCCAAGCCCUGCCAAACAACCAAGCUCUGCUCAACAACCAGCACAAGGUCCAGUUCCAACCAGUCUAGUCCCAAGUCCAGCAGCUGUGAAGAGGUCACUGUCCCCAGCUUUCAGACCUCAACCUCAGCCCGAGACGUCUGCGCCAAGCACUUCUUCAAAGGGACAGAAUCUAUUUAGACUACCAGAUUUGUCUGACAUAUCUGUGCUGGGGCAUAAUGACCCAGAUGUCUCAAGUGAAGUAGAAUCAGCCUUUCUAGAUGAAGAGGAUGAUGAAAUUUCUGCCAAGAUGCACAGGGAGAAAUGUGCAGCUACAGUCCCGGUGAAAUACAUAAUAACAGCUGAUCCUUUCAAGACCAUUGAGACUAUGGCAGCCGAGUCCAGUGAUGAGGAUGAGGAUGAUGGUGAUGAUGAUGGUGAUGCACUACUAGCAGAGUUGGAUGACAUUACAUCUGAGCCACAUGAAUCCCCACCUAGAUUGAGACCACCUGUUGGUGCUCAAACAGCUAGUGCCAAGACUCCAAGCCCAAGCCCUGCCAAACAACCAAGCUCUGCUCAACAACCAGCACAAGGUCCAGUUCCAACCAGUCUAGUCCCAAGUCCAGCAGCUGUGAAGAGGUCACUGUCCCCAGCUUUCAGACCUCAACCUCAGCCCGAGACGUCUGCGCCAAGCACUUCUUCAAAGGGACAGAAUCUAUUUAGACUACCAGAUUUGUCUGACAUAUCUGUGCUGGGGCAUAAUGACCCAGAUGUCUCAAGUGAAGUAGAAUCAGCCUUUCUAGAUGAAGAGGAUGAUGAAAUUUCUGCCAAGAUGCACAGGGAGAAAUGUGCAGCUACAGUCCCGGUGAAAUACAUAAUAACAGCUGAUCCUUUCAAGACCAUUGAGACUAUGGCAGCCGAGUCCAGUGAUGAGGAUGAGGAUGAUGGUGAUGAUGAUGGUGAUGCACUACUAGCAGAGUUGGAUGACAUUACAUCUGAGCCGCAUGAAUCCCCACCUAGAUUGAGACCACCUGUUGGUGCUCAAACAGCUAGUGCCAAGACUCCAAGCCCAAGCCCUGCCAAACAACCAAGCUCUGCUCAACAACCAGCACAAGGUCCAGUUCCAACCAGUCUAGUCCCAAGUCCAGCAGCUGUGAAGAGGUCACUGUCCCCAGCUUUCAGACCUCAACCUCAGCCUGAGACGUCUGCGCCAAGCACUUCUUCAAAGAAUAUUGAAGAAGCAAUCUCACCACAAAGUACCCAGUUUCCUGAAAUAAGAGUAACUGCUUAUGAACCAAAAACAAGUGGAAAGAGGCAGUAUGGAAAGCAAGCAUGUUUAUAUUGUCAUAAGUUACUUUUUAAAGUUAAACGCCACAUAAUUAAUGAGCAUGAGGAGAAGCCGGAGGUGGCCAAAAUACUGAGCAAAACAAAAAAAGAACAAAAAAAAGAGUUUGGAAGGUUGCGACUCUUGGGCAAUUACCAGCACAAUAUGCGAGUUUAUGACAAAAAAGAAGGAACAUUGCUAGUGCUGAGAAGAUCAGUGAAUGAAAAAAGAGCGGAAGACUAUUUGCCCUGUUGUCACUGCCUGGGAUUUGUAGAGGAGAACGGGUUGUGGCAUCAUGUAAAACAGUGCAAGUUCAAGUCGUAUGGCUAUAAAGAUGUGGAUGAAGAAGAAUACGAUGAGGAUGAAGAUGAAGAAAAAGGAACACAGAAUUUGGCAAUAGUAGCAAGGUGUCGGAUGUUGCUGCAAGGUUCACUAACCUUGUACAAAGCAGAUCACAAAGAUUACAAGCACUUUAAGGAAGUCACUUUGAGGACCAUGCGAGAUGGGGAGAUAAAGCAGAGAGUUCAAGAUGAUGACCUCAUCCUGAGUUUUGGAACGGCUCUAUUGGAGAGGGCAGGCGAAGGUCGCAAGCACUACAUAUCUACCAAACUAAGGCAACUAGGAAGAUUAGUAAACGAAGUUGCCAAGAAGGAAAAUGGAAAAAGGGUUGAUCUUAUGUAUUGCAUUGAUCCUCUAAACUUCGACAAGGUUGUUGAAGCCACAAGCACAAUAUCAGGAACACUGAAAGAGAAAACUGCAAAUGGAGUAUCAAUGAAAAAGACUCCAUCAUUUGGUCUGCAAGUUGGACAUUCUUUGAGAAAGGCCUGCAUGAUCAAAUUAGGAAGAGCAAUACGUUUGAAAGAUGCCCAGAUGAGAAGUGAUGCACUGGAUUUUGAACACUUGUUCAGUGCAGAGUGGACGGAUAAGGUUUCAUCACCAGCACUUCAGACGUUGAAGCAGCGUAAAUACCAUAAGGAAGAAGAAAUUCCAGAUACAGAUGAUAUAGUCGAGUUUAACAAAUAUACAAACCAGAAGAUACAUCUGAGUGUCAAGAAUUUGCAUCAACAACCAAGCAAGCAAAAUUGGCAAGAUUUAGCAAGAGCUGUAUAUUGUGCAGCAACAGUAUUUAACCUUCGCAGAGGUGGUGAAGUAGUGAAGAUGCCCCUGUCAUGUUUCGUCAACCGUCAGUCCACAGGCACCCCUGUUAAUAAGGAAAUGCUAAAGAGCUUGUCAACUUUGGAAAGAAAGUUGUUGACGAGAUUUGAUGUUCUGGAUAUUAGUGGUAAGCGAACUAGGAAGGUACCAAUGCUAAUAAAGAGUGAAUGGGUAGAGCCAAUGCAGUUGCUGGUAAACAAGAGAGAGGAAUGUGGUGUGAAAGGAUGCAAUCCAUACUUUUUUGCUGGGACUGGCCAGUCCUACCUGAACCCGUGGAAGAUGAUCCAUGACAUAGCCAUUGAAGCCGGCUGUAGUUAUCCAGACUUAAUCUCCACAACAAGACUGCGGAAAUACAGUGCAACUGUAGUGCAGUUGCUGGAGUUACGAGAUGGGGAACUGGAAUGGCUUUCGAAUCAUAUGGGCCACAACAUUGACGUGCAUAAGGAUACUUAUCGGUUACAUGAACAUGUCAUAGAAAUUUCUAAAGUGUCCCGGAUUCUGCUGGCAAUCGAGUCGGGAGAUGUUGCCACUUGGAAAGGCAAAUCCCUGAGUGGCAUAGGAGUGUCUGAUAUUCCAGUUCAGGUUGACAUAGAGUCGGCAGCAAUAUGUGACACAGAAGCUAAUGCAGGUAUUCCAGAUGAGGUUGAUGGAGAGAUGGCAGUAAUAAGUAACACAGAAACUAAUGCAGAUUCAUCCGAUUCUGACCUAGAUUUCAAGCGAAAGAAGUGUCUCAGGCUGCCUGAUGAUGAAUCUGAUUCAGACAUUGGCAUGGAAAAGAAAAAGAAGCGUCUGAUGCAGUCAAAGAAAAAGAAGCGUCCGAUAGCGUCAGAUAGUGAUUGUGAUUCAGACAUUGAUUUGGAUGAAGAAAGAAAGAAAAAAAAGAAGCGUCUGAUGCAGUCAGAUAAUGGUACUAAGCAAAAACGGCGAUGGUCACAAAAGGAGUUGGAGGUAUUUAGUAAGAACGUUGCAGUUUACAUUGAAAGAAAGGUCAUGCCUCCAAGGAUUGUUCUUGACAGGGUUGUUGAGCAACUGGCUCAUUCAAGGACUGUUGCUCAAAUAAGAUCAAGAGCAAACAAUAUGAUAAAGGAGAAACAAGUAUUUAUACUGUAGCUAGUCCAGUUUUGUUCAACACUACAAAACAAAACCCAGGUUGUUAGAGUGUUCUGGUCAAAAUACUAAGAAAAAUUGAAUUAAAUAAUUUUAAAGAGAUCAUUUAUUAUUUUAACUGAUAUCCAUAAGAACUUGUUUUUUCGCAAAUUUUCUCUAUUUUCGGCAAAAUUUUAGACAACUUUAGAAAAUUUUGGAAAAUGUGGGCCUUAAAAACGGGAAUUUGGCCCAAAGUAUACCCUUAAGAACUGAAUUUUUUUCAAAAUUAUCAAAAAGUAUACCCUUAGGAGCGAUUGGGAAGAUCUGGGAAGGCCAAAAAAGACACCCAUUCGCGCCGAACAUACAUAUACCACCCAAUAUGUUGAGUGCUUUGUGACCACAAGGGUAUAAUUAUUAUUGUAUGGUAUCAUAUUUUAUUACCACAUUUUUUUUUGACUAGAAGUUUUUAAGUCUAUAUACGACACCAUUUCAGGUUUUAAGCAGGUUUCACUGACAAAGUGUGUAAAAAAUCACAGCAGAGUAAUUAUAGCCAUGCUAUACAUCAAAAUUACGUUUUCUAGGGUAAAAAUGGAUGUAGAUUGUGAAUUUUUAGUCCAAAACCUUGUUUUAUACAGCAUUUAGCCACAAAUCGUGGAUUUAUGGCCAAUUUUGCCCGAAAACGGCACUUUUUCAGUGACAAAAAAAUUUACUUCCUAUCUUUAAAUACCUGUAGGCUCAACAAUAUGCAUACAUAUGGCCAUUUUUAAUGUUUCUGUAUCAGCCCAGUAAACAGUCUGAUGGAUUCUUUUAUUUGUUUUGAAAUUGGUUUCAUACUUUUUGUGCAACAGCCAUUCAAAAAUGACGCAUCCUGUGACAAUUGACUUUCAAAAUUUAGCAGUUUCGGACAAAAAAAUUGAUUUGAAAAAUCAUAUCUCUUCAGUCCAAGGGGUUACAUUAAUAAUUUACAUACCAAAAUAUGCAGAAUUUAAUAAGCUUUAAUUUGGUGCCUAAUUUAAUGUAUUUCUGGGAGGAGAAUGAUAUAAAAAAAUGAUAAAAAGUUAUUCCCACUCCCUAAUUUUUUAAUUUGUGUAAAAAAUAAAGAAAUUUACAAAACGGGCAAGUAUGCAAAAGUAUAGGACCUAUAGGCUUGAAAAUUUUAUCAGUUAUGCCCAUUAUAAGUCUCUACUUGGGCAUAGGAUAAAUUGUUUAAUAUUUCAACUAUUUCUUUCUAUUUAUUUUUUUUUACGAUAUUUGUCAUCCAAAAUUUAGACAAAAAUUUGCCAUUUUGAGGGCUCAUUAAAAAAAAUUACAAGGCCAAUAUGGUUGAAAAGUUAAUGAGUAAUUCCCAGAAAAUAUUACUAUAAGGUAAAAUUCACAAAAUUGGCAAAAUGCUCAUAUUUCUUUUGAAUUAUUUUUUUUUACAAAGUUAGUGACACUCCUCAGAAGGUAUUGUGCAAUCAUAAGCCAGUAUUGCGCAAUCGUUCAACCAAAAUGCUGUUUAGACACAUACUAGCUGUCAAUUUUGCAAAAGAACAUAAUUUAUAAUCUCAAAAAAGCAAUUAGGUUGAUUUUGAAGAGCCCUUACAAGCAAAAAAGACUGAUAUGUGUUUUUUUUUUGUUUUUCUUUGCAUACAGCUUUAAGCACACCCAUAUUACAUAAUACCCGUAUCACAAAAAGGGUUCAAGAUUUUGCAUUUCCAACUUCAGAAAUUAAUUUUACACUAAAUUUCAGUCUAGAAAACAUAUUUAACAUCCUUUGUUUUGAAACUUUAUAUUUUUGGAUUUUUGUCAGUCAAACCUGCUUAAAAUCUGAAAGCAUGUCAUACAGUACAAUGUAGAGAACUCACAAACUUACACUUCGGUUUUAAUAAUCGAUUUCAAAUUUUAGAACACUGUUAGUCUGCCCCUGGUCUAGUCUUGAUACAAAAUCAGGAUGUGGGAUUUUUCAUGCUAUAGCAUUUUAAAAUGUGUUACUAUUUGUUUUUUGUUUUUUGAUACUAAUUCAAGUUCCCAAAAUGAAUUAAGCUUGUCAUUCCCAUAAAUAGGAUGAAGCAUGUUGUACAACCUUGCAGUUCAGUUUUGCCUUUAUUGGCUGCACUGUCUUGUAAACCUGAUUUCUGGGUGAUGUACACACUCAGGACCUCGGCCUCCUUGCUACAUGUGUGUAGAUGUAAUACUAUGAGAGGAAAUUUAUUGAAAAACCUUUUGUCUGUAACAUUGAUAACAUUCUGUUGCAUAGGAUAACUCUAAGAUAAAUGUUAUGGGAUUCAGUACCAGUGAAAUACCUGGAUGUGUGCUUUUGAACCGUUAGAUAAACAUUAAUUUAUGUGUUACUCUUCUCCAAAGGGCAUUCCAAGAGAACUUUUCUAUGGAAAUGCACAGUCAUGUGAAUGUCAACUUUUGGCUCCAACAAACUUACUUUGCACAUUAAUCAUGCUCUGCUUGCACAUAAGAAGUACAUGUACAUAAUUGCAUAUACUUCACUGACGUGCUGAAUAUUUACAUAUUUACAUAUUUGUGAGAUAUUGAAACAACAUAGCAAUUUUGGUAUUAACCCUAAUUCUCCCGGGGGGGGGCCAUAAUGGCCCCCCCCCUCGACUUUUUUCGCGAUAAAU
Messenger RNA from Lytechinus variegatus (green sea urchin), 10534 nucleotides. RefSeq lists its product as uncharacterized. The transcript has 35 exons. The record is from RefSeq and is a predicted model, not a curated record. Lineage: Eukaryota; Metazoa; Echinodermata; Echinoidea; Temnopleuroida; Toxopneustidae. Gene Ontology annotation, molecular function: protein binding. Bases 1191 to 7943 code for a protein of 2250 amino acids.